Eremothecium cymbalariae DBVPG#7215 is the source of this 1788-nucleotide messenger RNA. It is a transcript of the gene MDM32, whose product is annotated as Mdm32p. The record is from RefSeq and is a predicted model, not a curated record. The transcript has a single exon. Bases 1 to 1788 code for a protein of 595 amino acids. Gene Ontology annotation, biological process: mitochondrion inheritance. Lineage: Eukaryota; Fungi; Ascomycota; Saccharomycetes; Saccharomycetales; Saccharomycetaceae. Gene Ontology annotation, cellular component: mitochondrial inner membrane.
AUGCUUCAUUGUGUGCGAGCAAGCUUUUUGAAGCUAGUCAAAAGGCCCAAUAUAGUACAAUUUAAUUAUGGUCAUCUAGCGGUUGUUAGACCAGUACUAUACAGAUUUAGUAAUAGGCGAUGGUACAGUGAGAAGGUAAAUCUACCCAAGCCAAAUAUAGUGGAUAAUACAGGGCGAUCAUCAGUGGGGGACCUGGAAAAUUCGAGUGACUAUUUACACAUCCAAAAUAUUUUGUUGCAGAAGAAUCAGCAGCGCAUUACAAAGCAGAAGUUACUGAAUGAGGCUAGUGGGUUUUAUGAAAGGUUUAAAAUCAGUACCAAGUGGUUCUUAAUAAGAGAGAAUAGACCAUUUAACGGAGAGGAGAUAUCUACUUUGUUUUCUUGGUUGAUUUUAUCACAAGUUGUUUGGGUUAUAUUGGGUACUACAACAUUUGUUUCGUUACUGUUGUUUACAGCUAAUACUGUUUUUGCGAAGGAGAUUGUAGGGAAGUUGGUUGGGAACUGUCUGAAUAAGUACAUAGAAGGGGUUGAUGUGGAAUUUCAGGAUGCUCUCGUUCCUGAGUGGAAAAAGGGAAAUAUUAGUUUUCAGAAGGUGAAAAUCAAAACCACAGAUAAUGAUGGUUUUAACAAAAGAACCAAUCAGUUGAUCAGCUUUGAUCUUUCAUUCAACAGAAUUAAUUUGACUCUUUCCGUAAGGAAAUGGUUAAGGGGCCAAGGACUUAUUCAGAACUUGUACAUCUCUGGUAUGAAAGGUGAUGUUUCUAUACAGAAGGAACAGAAGGAUUACAGAUUAAUAGACUGGUUUUCAAAUCCUAAUUAUGAACUUGGUGAAGUUCAGGUCGAUGAUAGUUGCAUUUCUUUUUCAGAUGUGGAAAAUGACCAAAAGUUUCGGUUGUCUAUCUACAAUAUGCAGAUGAGCCAAUUGCGAUUGCAGUGGUGCUUGCCAGAUAUCUUCAAUGCCGAUGUCGUGUCUGGUGCAAUAAACCAUUCCUUGUUCAGUAUCCAUAAGAGACAACCUAAAUUAUGCUAUUUAAAUGAUUUUGAGAAUGAUCUUUCACCCUGGGAGCGUAUUACCAGAUUGAGGCUGAACCCGAUAUCUGUCAGGGAUCUAGGUUUGGACAAAAGUAAUGCCUUCAACUGGAUUCAAGGUGGUCAGGUGGAAAUUAUUGCUGAUUUGAUGCUUCCUAAAAAGUAUUCUGAACCAUCUAAGUUUGAGGAAGACAACAAAUAUGUGGUUAUGGACCUCAAGUUCACGUUUAGGGAUCUUGCAGCUCGCAUGGGGGAGGUUACACCUAAAUUGUCUGACAAUAAAGAAUUGCUCUCCUUUGAUGAGUUGAGACCAAUCAUUGCAUUUAUUAACACUCAGCGGGGCGCUUUCCAUUCAAUUAGAGAUUUCGACAGCUCCAACCCUGUAUGGCCUACUAAGGUUUCAAUCGACAAAAAAUCCUACCCUGAUAAAACAGUGAUCUCCUCAGGGGCAGCAACAUGGCCAGAGGGUGAGAAGAUGAUUCAGUUGAACAGAGAAAUCAUCAAAUACCAUGAUCACCCUUCCUCUAAGGAUAAUGAAUUAGUUCUAACAGGUCGGAUAGUCAAAGAUAUCAACGAUUUGAAAAACAUGUUUUUGUUCAAGGAAACGGGUGUCUAUGAUCAAUUAACAAUGGAACUGUAUGCAGAUUUAAUGAAAAUGAUUGAAGAAACUGAAUAUAAGAAAAAGAACGAUUGGGUGAAACUGUGGGGUACCACAGUUGCGUCCCAAAUACUAAUUUUUGGCUUAGGAGCUAUUGUUUAA